This is a messenger RNA of Limulus polyphemus (Atlantic horseshoe crab), 4890 nucleotides long. RefSeq names its product RING finger protein 145-like. Gene Ontology annotation, cellular component: endoplasmic reticulum; endomembrane system. The record is from RefSeq and is a predicted model, not a curated record. The transcript has 3 exons. Bases 235 to 2076 code for a protein of 613 amino acids. Gene Ontology annotation, molecular function: ubiquitin protein ligase activity. Lineage: Eukaryota; Metazoa; Arthropoda; Merostomata; Xiphosura; Limulidae.
AGCACUGCUCGAGGGAGCUUGUCCACAUGCGGUAAAUAAAACCUAUAUCAAGUUGAUAACGUUUGUGUAGUUUAUCUGCAGUUAAUUGUGAUUUUGACAGUUGGAAAAGGUUAACUUAACCAAAAAGUGGAAUAUUCAUUUUCUGUUUCCGAAUGAAUUGUAGGAGCUUUCAACGCCCAGUUAAGAAAAUAUUUGUGACUGUAUUGAGGCCAAGGUAACCUUUCCAAACACGAGAUGUGGCCAUUUCUGUCACUGGACCAAAUUGAAGUCCUAAUCAAUGUCAUAAUGAGAGUCCCUGGAUUGCUCAUAAUAGAUUACUGGUGGCAGUAUGACCGCAACAAAUCUCUUCCACAGUCUAUGGCUGCCCAAGAGUUGCUCAAUGCUCUAAUUACUAAUCUUGUUUUGAUUCAUGGACUUCUACUGCUGCUUCUUCCAUUGCCUCGUGUCCGAAUUCUCUACACUCAUUUUGUCAGUGGUGCUUUGUUACUCAGUGCUCACCUGUUGUCUCGACACUACAUUCAUGCUGAGGAACAGAAUUCUGAAGGAGAUGAACACUUCAUCACCCGGCAGAUGGCAGCUUUGGUGGCCCACAUACUUGUUGGUGCUACAGCAUCUUUAUUACUUAGUGGGCCAGCCAAACCCGUGUUUCCAAUCCUAGUGUCUUAUGCAUUGCCUGUUGCUGCUCGUCUGGCCAACUUUCCCGUCGAAGCUCUAGAACUACUUCAUAACUUUGGAAGUGCUGCCAUAGCUAUCAGUGUGUGUAUGUAUGCCUACCAUCAGCUUCCAGCAUUAUUGGACUACUUAAAGAUUGCCUAUUCAGAUGCCAUGCACAUUGUUGAAGUCCAUGGCUUAAUGGGUUUGUUGAGUAUUAUAUGGAACAAGCUCUUUGUUCCUAAUCAUUUCCUAUUGUUUUGGUUAAUUAAGUUUGUAGUGAAACUGUGUGAAAUCCUUUCCCAGCCUGAAAGAGCACAUGUGUGGAGUGAUCACUGGUACAUUGUUGUUUUGACUGCAGCAAGUUCAUUAUGUGCAAGCCCGGUAACUUUGGUAUCAACAUCAGUAACUAUUUCUUACUUGGCUUAUUUUGUAUUGUGCAGUACUAAAGCCUUUCUGCAUGGUAACAUACAAUUUUUAAAUGACAAUCCAAUGCACAGUGGGUGGACAGAAGGUUUGACUAUGGUGUUCUUAGCUCUUCAGGUUGGUCUUACCGAGAUGAAGAUGCCUGCAAGGUUAGCAGCUAUGACUAUUAUUCUUUUUAUUGUCUUAUCCUCAUUACUGCAGUCGGUUCUAGAAAUCACAGAGCCAGUAGUUUUGGCACUGAGUGCAUCGCGUAGUUCAAGUAUUGGUCGACACCUCCGGGCUUUAUGUAUGUGUUGUUUUUUGUUUAUCUUCCCUUUGUACCUAACGUAUGCUUUAAUGCAAGUUUUUCCUAUUGACUUCUGGAUGUUGGUCGUAGUGUCCAGCUGUGUUCUGACAUCAGUUCAGGUGUUGGACCUCCUAGUUGUUCACUCUUUGUUUCUUUAUGAUUCGUCCAGCACGGAGCCCUGGGAAAGUUUAGAUGAUGUCGUUUAUUACACUCGAGCUGUCACCAAGGUUAUGGAGUUCUUUGUAGCAGUGUUUGUUGUUGGAGUGGGGUUCUGGGAAUCUUUGAUUGGUAAGUGGAAUGUUGCUGGCUCCACUAUUCUGCUAAUUCAUUGUUACUUCAAUGUAUGGUUGAGAAUGCAGGCAGGUUGGAAGAGCUUUUUGUUAAGACGAGAAGCAGUGAAAAAAACAGAGGCUAUGCAGACAGCAUCAGAAGAGCAGCUAGCAACAUUGAAUGAUGUGUGUGCCAUCUGUUUCUCGGAUAUGACGUGUGCUUGCAUCACAAAGUGUCAUCACUUUUUCCAUAGAACUUGCUUGAGAAAGUGGCUCUACAUCCAGGAUAACUGCCCUCUCUGUCAUAGCAUCAUCACAGUAGAAUCAACCACAAGUACUCCUGAUGAUAGAACAGAAAGUACCUCAGUCAGUGAAGAAGACAGUCCCCAUAACAUCAGGGAAAACAGUACCAUAGAUUUAGCUCAAGAGACGCGUGAAAGAUAAGGGGGUUACAAGGAAUGAAAACUGGAUUUGAAAAAAUCUUUCAGGUGAUAAGAAUUAAGUGAAAAUUGUACAGUACAGAUAACUAACCCACUGAAUAUGAAAAUAUGUCAUGUAAGCAGAUUUUGUGGUAAAUACAUUUCACUUUUAAGUUUGCUGCAUUUUCAGCUGUUGAUUUGCACUGCAUCUUUGGCCAUGGGAUUGAAGAUAUCUUUUGCUGUUCAAAUAUUUUGGUAUAUUUGUUGCCAAGGGUAGUUUCACAACAGGAGUUGGUGAAAUUAGAAUAACUAUAAUUUUUGUUUGGUUUGCUCUUAAGAACUUUUUGCCUUUUACAAGCUUAUUAAAUUGAAUUUUCUAAUUGGCCAGGUUUGGUUUAAAAAAAUAUACCUUUUUAUAUUUGUUGAGUAAAAAGUCACAAUCAAGCAAAAUAAUUCCAGUUUUAGUUUUCACCUUAUGAAAGUCUGUGUUUUAGUUAUUUCAAGAAUUUGGAAGAUCUGUAGCUUGUAGUAAAGAGAAAUAUUUAUGCACACUGGUCUGAGAUGUUACUAAUACAUGCAGUGAAUCGAAUUACAUACAAACAACUUCUGUUUACAGUAGUAUUUAGUAUAGUUUAGUUAUUUAGAUUUGCAAAUGAAAAUUAGUUUUCUGUUGGCAGUGCUAAUGUUUGCUGUAAUUAAACUGAUGAGAUUGAUUUAAUGGAAAUCAACAUUUGCUAUCUUUUACAGAAACAAGAAUGUUUCUAAAAGUAACUUCAGGAAAUUACUACACUAAAAAUAUGGAUCUUUUAUUAUUAUUACCAGUUCAACUCUUAGUUAAAAUGGAUCAUUUCUUUUUAGCAAAAUGUUAGAAUGAAUACUUUAUAUGGUAAUUACAGGGUAAACAUAAUUUUGAAUGAUUUCCAUUAUCAGUAUCAUAUUUCACCAUGUAUAAAAACAUUACCAAAUUGCUUUUUGUACUGAAAGUCUUAUAAUAACGUUUUAGGUUUUCAAUACUAACAACUCAUGUCAAGUAAAAUACUGAAACACUUAGUAUCAAAAUAUUAUUUAAAAGAAUCAUCCUUUUUUGGCUGAAACAAUAAGUCAUCUGUGCAAUAUUCUGUAAGUUGUGCCGAAUCUCCGAUAAAAUGUUGCAUUACCACAUUACUACUACCUAAUACUUCACUGAUCGGUACGGGUUUCCAGUGAGAAUAGUGCAUUAGUGAUGGUUUGUAUCCUCUUGCUCUCAUCAGACUAGCUAAUCUUCUUGUAAUGUUUCAUCCAGUUCACUUCCUGCACAUGCAUUAUCAAAUGGUUUAAAAACUGUAGAUAGCUGAUCUAACGAGCUCUCAUAAUAGUUAAAGACUUUGCUCUAAGCUGCAUGCAAUAAAUAAGGUAUUUUUAAAACUAAUGUUAAUGCAUUUGUUUUGCUGGAAACCCAGUUUUGUACCAUUUAAUAAUUAGGUAUUAAAAUUAUUAUGUUUAAUAGCAGUUGUAAUGACAUUUUUAACUUUCAUCUUGGCUGAUGUUUUUAUAGUUGUUUUCUUGUGUGAUGUGAUGUUUCACAGCAAAGAAAAAUGAUUGAAGAAUCUUCGAUUUUUGUUAAUGUCAGCUGUAAUUAGAAUCCAGUAUUAAAAAAGGUUCUUUGAUGUUAAUAAAUACCUUAAAAGAGAGUAAUACAAUGAUAGAUAAAUUAUUAUAAAUAUUCUUUUAAAGUGAUAAAUUACAGUGUACUUACUCCUGGUACAGUUAUGUUACUUACAAAUCUUUGUACAGGGGGUUGGCAGCUUUUAGUAGUGUAUUAUAAUAAAGUCAUGCUGUAAGAUACGGUAUUCAAUACUGUAGAUUUAAGAGUUAUCAGCAUUUUUUGUGGACAACUUGCAUGUGCUAAUGGUAAAAACAAAAUGGUGUGCUGCAUACUAGCAGUAAAUAAAAUUAACAUUUGUAAAAAGCUUGUAUGUCAUGCAAGAUUACAUAACUCUCUUACAUCAAUGAAUUUUGUGAAUUAGGCACAUUAAUUAUCCAAAAGUGUAAAAGGAAAUGCAAAUGAAAAUAUCCACUUGUAAACUUUUCAUAAGUGUAUAACAUACCUGUAUAUAUAUUUAAUAAGAAGUGUCAGGUCUAACUAUUGGCCACAUUCCAUUUUUUUUAAAAGUAAUGCUGAGUUGCAUGAAAAUUUAAUUUAAUACUAUUUUUAAAAAUAAUGUUUUAAAAUUUCCAGUGGAUGAAGAAGAGAACGUGUUUUCAAAACAUCUAUUGAUAGUGUUAGAGACAUGACAGUUUCCGCCUUGACUUAUUCUUUCCUUUACAAUGACAUCAGUAUGAAAUAUUGCUUGUUUCACGAGAAACUAUAUAGAAUUUAAGCUAAUUUUUUUUUUUCUUAUCAAUCAGCUUCAGUAUAAAAACAUACCUUUCUGCUCUUAGCAACUGUAUCUUCUGUUGGCUUGCGUACGUACUGAACAUGUGUAAUGUUCAUCUGUCUAAUAGCACACGCUGUACCUGUUGCCCUGUACUUACAUUUUAAAAAUCGGUAAUAUUUUAGAUGGCCCAUUUAUAUUUUGGGAUGAUAUUUACUUUCUUGAUAAUUUUAAAAGGGUUUAUUUAUUACCUGCAUUAUAACAUCGAAAGAUGCUUAUAUGUAACUAUUCCAAUUAAUUUGUCUAGUAAGGAUAGUUGGUUAUAAUUGAUCAUUUAAUUUUACAUUUCUUGCUGUAAAAAGUGUUUUAUAAAUCCUGAGCUUUAACCACUAGUGCCACCUGUUAAUUUUCCAGACUGAAAUGUGACAUAUGUAUAAUAGAAACAAAUUAACUACUGAAUCUACAGAAAUAAAUAUUUGAAGACA